This is a messenger RNA of Sander lucioperca (pikeperch), 6429 nucleotides long. RefSeq names its product family with sequence similarity 83 member Ha (gene sack1ha). NCBI's taxonomy places the organism in Eukaryota, Metazoa, Chordata, Actinopteri, Perciformes, Percidae. Gene Ontology annotation, molecular function: keratin filament binding. The coding region runs from base 375 to 5210 and encodes 1611 amino acids. Gene Ontology annotation, cellular component: keratin filament. The record is from RefSeq and is a predicted model, not a curated record. Gene Ontology annotation, biological process: protein localization to cytoskeleton; positive regulation of cell migration; intermediate filament cytoskeleton organization. The transcript is spliced from 6 exons.
CAGAUAACAGAUGUGCAGAGUUCAGCAGCUGCCUCGGGGGGUUACAAGCAUUAACACAGAGCCGUGAAGAGCACAAGAAGUGAACAAACUUUAGAGCUGAAGUCAAGGCGGGGCGAUAUCGGUCGACAGCAAGUCAGUUCUCUCUUUGCGCCGUCUCAAACAUUCUCGCCAACAUGCCUCAAGGAUGACACUAAACUGGUUUAGCUGGGUUACGGAGAAAAAGCAAUGUUACAGAAAACCUUCGAGAAGUCCCACCUGGACUAGAAGCACGGCGCAGUUGUGAAGGAAAACAUGGUGAAGAAGGCAAAAUGACGGGUUUAAAGUUUAACCGAGGAGAAGCUUGAAUAUAUGAGAAAUAUCAGUUAGAUUACAGUAUGGCACAUCGCUCUCAGUGUUCCUCUGCUGGGGAUAACCCCCUGGACCCCAACUACCUCCCCCCUCACUACCGGGAAGAGUACCGCUUGGCUAUUGACUCACUGAUUGAGGAGGACUUGGAGGGAUACUAUCAAUUCCUCCAGAAAGCAGAUGUGGUGGACUUCCUGUCGUCAACUGAGAUUCAGUAUAUUCAGAGCUCUGUUCAGCUCCCUCAGCAGAGCAACUACCCUGAACAACAUUUUGUGGACACUGGAGGAGAUGGCUCCUCAGACACUUACUGGCCCAUUCACUCUGACCUGGAGGCCCCAGGCUUGGACCUUGGCUGGCCUCAGCUGCACCACUUCAUUGGGCCCACAGAAGUAACCACUCUGGUCAACCCCCCAGAGCCAAACAUGCCGAGUAUCAAGGAACAGGCCCGGCGACUUAUCAAGAAUGCUCAGCAGGUGAUUGCUAUAGUGAUGGACAUGUUUACUGAUGUCGACAUGUUUGCGGAUAUCCUCGAUGCUGCCAUGAGGAAUGUUGCCGUCUACAUUCUUCUAGACAAGCAGAAUGCACAUCACUUCUUCAGCAUGGUGUCCAACUGCAGAGUCAAUCUACAGAACAUUCAAUUUUUACGUGUGAGAACAGUGUCGGGCAUCACGUAUCACUGCCGCUCAGGGAAUUCCUUCAAAGGUCAGAUGAUGGAUCGCUUCUUGUUGACGGACUGCAGGGCAGUGCUGAGUGGGAACUACAGCUUCAUGUGGUCUUUUGAGAAGCUCCACCGCUGUAUGGCACACCUUUUCCUUGGACAACUUGUAUCAACCUUUGAUGAAGAGUUCCGGAUUCUGUUUGCUCAGUCUGAACCGGCGGUUAUUGAACAUGUCAUUCCAAUGGAAGAGCUUAGCCUUUUACAAAACAGGCAAUAUCCAAGUGAAAGAACAUUGUAUAGAGAGCAAAAGCAACUUCAGUCACUGGACACGGUUCAUCCAGAGGAAUGGCCAAGACAUUCAUAUGAUGAACGCAUGGAUGUGGAUUGGAGAAUGAUGCCCCUUAAAAAGCAGGAAUCCAUGCACGGCCCUGCAGAUAUAUACAGUAGAUUUACACCCCAGCAAUCUCGCAUGGACCCGUCUUUUAAUCAGAGACCCAUCAGAAUGCCCAUGUUGGAAAAUCCUGCCUUCAAACGUCACAGUUAUGCUGAAGGCACACAUGGUAGAAACUCUUACCUAUUCCUGCAGCAACAGGGAAUGCCAGAGCCUGAGAACCAGGGAAGGCCGCUCUACAGGGUGCAGCAGCCGGGACCGGGACCAGAAAAAGAAGCAGAUUACAGUGGCUAUGACAAGUUCUGGAACCAAGACUUUCAUUCACCAGAUCAGCAUUUUAUUCAACCUGGUUUACCACAAGAGAUGGAACCAGCUGAUAACUUUGACCCAGUGCUUAACUAUUUAGCAUCUACCAGAAAUGCAGACUUUGACCAGGGCUCAGAGAAAUUACUACCUGCAGCAGAUGUACCGUUUGGUUCAUCCCACCCUAGAAGAUUGAGUUUAGGCCAGCCGCAUGCCUAUCAAACAUCUCCCACUCCCUCAAAUCCAGAUCAGAAGCAGUUUUUACAGGAGCCUAACGCUGACCGCAAGGAUCCUAUGGUGAAACGGGGGCUAAGAAACUGGAGGAUUAGCUCAUACCUCAGUGCAUAUGAUAAUCCAGGAGAUGAAGGGCUGCCAUCGGCACCAAUUUAUGCACCGGAUACUUUUGAGGAGCCUCCUUACCCCAUACAGCAAACACCAGGCAUAGAUUUAUCAGUCUCUAAAAUCCCUAAUGUCAGAGAGUUUAAGGUUCCUGCAAUACCAAGGGCAAGUCAGAUGCCAAGUUAUGCCAAAACUACUGCACGAGAACAGCCAAAGAAAUUGCCUGAUGAACCUACGGCAGUAGAAGCAGAAACCAAAAUAACACCGACACCUUCAGAAUCAUCAUCCACAACUGAAGUGGAAAAGAUAGAGGAGUCCGAGCAAAAGGAACCAAAAACUGCUUUUCUACGAAGGGAGGAGUCGUUCCGUAGGAAAUACAACGCAGCAGUACCGAGGAGCUCGAGGUUAAGAUCCUCUCUGAUAUUCAGCUCUCUGGAGCAGCAGCAUACUAAUCCAGAUACCAAAACUGCUUCAGGCCAACAGGAUGAGGAAAUUGAUAAAAAUGAGGCAGAACAGACAAAACUACCUUUUGUUUUUGGACAAAGGAGGUCUGCAAGAGAACCUUUUGAAUGGAGUCGCUACAUGAAGUCAGCCACCAUCGAUAACGCUGCCACAGACCCAUCCCAACCAGAUGAUGGAAACAGUAAACCGGAUGAUAAAGAAUCGCCAAAAGACAAAAAUUCCAAAGAUCUUUCAGAGGUACAAGAUUCAUUAAAACCACCAGAUGAAGAGCGAGCAAAUUCUUCGCCAUCAUUGCCCCAAUCCAAAGCUUCUGAAGCUGAGCUGUCCAAAACUGAUCAACCAGUACAACCACACAAAUCUUUGCUCGCCACUCCAGGGUGUGUAGAUAUGAAUGAUCCUGAUAAGAGGCUCAUGUUUUUCAAAGAGUUGGCAGCAAAACGCAAAGCUGAACAGGCUGCAGAAGCUGAAAAGGCCAAAGAGAAGGCUCAGCUAAAACCACCAACUGAACUGAAAAACAACACGACUGUUAAAAAGGAGGAACCUGUACCAAAAGAAAGCUCAGAAAAGAGGGCUGAUGUUUCAACAUAUGAGGGUUUAUUAGCAGAAAAUGCUAAUGCAGAGGAUGCAGGGAAAACAGUAUUCACAGAAGCAUGCGAGUCAGUCAGUGUAUCUUUAGAAGCCAGCAAUAAGACUAACAAGCAGGACAGUCAGGUCAAGACUGAUCCCAAUACCUCCAAAAGCUGUAAACAAGAACAAACUAUUGUUUCACCUAAUUCAGAGAAGAUAGAGCUGAAGAGCAGCCAAUCAGCUGCAACUCUGCCUGUUUCUGCAGAAACAGAAGCACUUCGGAGCGAACCAUCAGUAGAGCCAAAGCUCUCAAAUCCUGCUGUAAAAACGAGUAGCCCCAGUCAUCCACCUACACCAACAAAUUCUACUCCUAGUGUUCCUCCUCUUGCACAAGGUACUGAUCAAAGUGACAGUCUCGAUUCUACCUCAAAGGAGUCUAGUUCACUCACUCCCAGUUCAGUGGAGGUACCACCAUCUUCUGCAUUUGCUGCAUUGGAUUCGAACACUGAAAAUCCUGAAUCAGUUCAGAAACCAGAAACCAGCCUCUCCUCUCCUCCGGUGCUACUACCAGAACAACACACUGGAUCAGAAGUCAGCUCCUCUAACCCAUCGGGCCAAAGCUCUUCCUCUGAUCACAUUCUGCCACAUUCUGGUUCACAGAUGAGCCCAACUGCUUCUCCCUCUAGCUGUGCUUCUCUUUCCACUCCAGCAGAAACCAUAUCCUCCAAUGGGACCCCAGGAGACUCAAGCUCAACUCUAACAUCCAGCAUAUUGCCCCCAAAAGUACAGGAAUCUGUCUGCCCCUCACCGCCAGAACCCUCCAAAUUGACGUCACCCGAGACCCUUUCAGCAGCUGACUCUGCACAUGUGGAAUCUGAUGUUUCUCCUGACACAUGUGCUGCUGGCUCAGAGCCUAACACAUCCUCAUUGCAGUCCAGUACAAAGACAGAUUCUAAAGAAUCGUGUGCUCCUACACCUCCAGAAAAAGAUGUUCCUGAAUCAGAAAACAACUCUGUUCCAAGGGGCGUUGGAGAGGAAUCUGAGGUUCUUGGAUCAUCAAAGGAUGUCAACGUUGAUAGCACACCUCCUAGCCUUAGCACUUCAUUGCCUGAAUCACGUUUACCUAAUGUAUCUGAUCUAGAAAGUAAAUCCACAUCUGCUCAAAAUGAGACAAUUACUCCUACCCCCUCCCCAGCAGACAAUCCACCCAAGCAUUGUCUAGCAGAAACAAGCUCUCCUGUCCACCUAGACUUUACUCCUAAUCCUUCCCAGUCAGAAAGACAAGCGACCCCUCCCUCCAAACUUAACCUGACAGGAUCCCCUCCCCCCUCUCCUGCUGACACAGUAUCACGUUCUUCUCCUCUAACAGUGUCAGUUUUGUCCCCUGAGGCUGAAAAAACACUGGCUGCAUUGCACAGCCCCUCAGAUACUAACAGUCUUCUCAAACAGAUUGCAACAGACUCAACCGAAACUCCAAAGGUCCCAGCAACAGAAACGUUUAGCCCAACAGAGCCUGAUCUGCCAUGCAAAACACCUGAAUCUGUGACUUCUGAAACCCAUUCUUUAGAGUCACCUGUAACUGCUGAAAAUAGUAAUAUGGACAGUCAGAAUGAAGUAAGCAAAGAGCCUAAAAUACCUGACGCUGGUGAGAAAAAAUCUGAUGAUACUGAGGUCUCAAAUAAGGAAAAUAUAGUAGACUCUACUACACAGGAGUCGGUCUGCAAUGAGAAAACAAAUGACCAAGUAAGGCAAAAUAACAGCUGUGAACCACCAGAGAUUACAUCAGAUGAAGUCGUUCCUCUGUCACUACAGUCCAAGCAGCCAAAAUCAAGCCAGUCUCGCUACCAAUCAUCCACAGCCAACGUGCUCUCAAGCAGCAACCUCAGAGAUGACACAAAGCUUCUUUUGGAGCAGAUUUCUGCUAAUAACCAAAGCAGGAACGAGGCUGCCAAAGAGUCUCCCGUCACUGAUGAUGAGAAAGAAGGCAAAGCUGACAAAAAUGCCAAAAGGGAGCAAGAAAAAGGUAUCAGUUUACUUAACAGAGGUCAGCCUAAGACAAGCCAGGAGCGUGAGAAGCUGCUGGAGAGGAUUCAGAGCAUGAGAAAGGACAGGAAAGUUUACAGCCGAUUUGAGAUGGCACCUUAAAUGGGAUCCAAAGAAAGUUGAGUGAAUACAACAAGCAGCGCAAUAAAUUCGUGUAGAAAGAAGCAAAGUCAGUUAAAAACUGAAAUGAUGACCAAGACAUUUUCUCACCAAAGACAUUUAAUAGAAAUGGGAUUUCUCUGUUUGUUCUCUGCAAAUAAGGCAUAUUAUGCGGAGAAUAAGGGACCUGUAUCAUGGCACUGAACUUUAGAGGGUAAAACUAUCAGUAAUACAAAUGAAUAUUCCCAAUUACAUGUGCCAUGAUCAACAAAGGGUUUCUUCCUAUGGAACAUGGACUGAGACGAUGUUUGUGAUCAAAUAUGUUUUUACUGACUGUAUGGGUAAAGUGCAAUGUUUGCAACAGGUUGUCUCUGUUCUUGCCUUUUGUACAGCACUGACAGCCAUUACAUUAAUGUUAGCUGGUUUUAACACAAAAUGUGACGUAAAAGCAUAAAAGACAAUCUAAAUUAGUUUGUAAAACUGUAAUAUGCUGUAGUUUAUAUUGUAGUAUUUCACAAUCACGUUAAACAAAGAUUGUUGAUAAAUACAUGUGUUUGUGAAACAAGUGAAUAUGUAAAUUCAUAUCCAUGCAGAACUGUUUUUGUUCUGGUGUAAAUAAAUUGUAGGUUUAAUUCUUUGUAAUCUGAAUCAAACAUAGAAUUGGAAAUGUAUAAACAAACCUGAGAUUGAAACAGAAUUUUAUCUUAAACAUGACAUACCUGCAAUAUGAAUUAUAUAGUAAAUCAUUGCACACCGUACACUGUGUAAUGUUUUUUUUCUUUUUUUUUCUAUCAAACAUCUAUCUAUCUAGUAGCAGUCAUUGAGGUUAAAUGUUUUCCAAGCGGCACCUAUGAUGAUUUGUAAAACAAACUAAUAUUAGGAAAAAUAUGUAGCUUUUUCAGUGUUUGAAUGUUAUUUUUGGCCAUGUAAAGCUAAAGUUACCUGCAUGACUAGAUUCCACUAGAGGUAAGUGACUUUAUAUGGGGUUAUUGUUUGUAAUUUGCUAGAACGAGCCUUUUGAUUGUCUCUGAAAAAGUGUUUUUUUUUUAAAAUGAAAACUUGCCAUACUUGUACACCGAAACAAGGAAUUCCGAACGACAAAGACUUUAUACAAUAGUAUGUAGAACUGUGCUCUGUAAGUAAAAGUAACUUUUUCAGAAUGGAUUUAUGAAACCUGACUUCAGCAACACUUACAAUUUGUAAAUAAAAAUUUACUAAAAAU